Molecule: messenger RNA, 2219 nt
Organism: Aphis gossypii (cotton aphid)
Lineage: Eukaryota; Metazoa; Arthropoda; Insecta; Hemiptera; Aphididae
Gene: MED4
Product: mediator of RNA polymerase II transcription subunit 4
Exons: 6
Coding region: 167-922 (251 amino acids)
Biological process (GO): regulation of transcription by RNA polymerase II
Cellular component (GO): core mediator complex; mediator complex
Molecular function (GO): transcription coregulator activity
Source: RefSeq, a predicted model, not a curated record
ACCAAAACAAUAAACAAUUUCGACAUUACUGAAAAUUGCGGUAACUAGAGAUUGGAGAGGCUUUGUAGUUUAUUUUGAUUUCACCAUUUCAGAAUUUUAGAUUUUUGCACGGUUAUGUUAAAUUACAUCAAUUAGGAGGCACCUACAUAAUCUUAAUUUUUGAAAGAUGUCGGCCAACACUAGUACCCGGGAUAAAUUACUUGGUUUGCUCGACGACUUCGAACUGUUAAGCAGAGAAUUGAUUGAAAAUUUGAGUGCUGGACGACAACAAAAGAUUAAUGUUCAACAUCAGUUACUCCUUACAGAACAACUCGUAGCCACGGAUAAUGAAAUAAAGGCUACAUUAAAAGUUGCAGAACACCAAGCAGAAGUAGAAAAAAAAGUAGAUGCUAUUAAGGAAGAAAUAGAAACACAAGAUCAACAUAUCACACAAAUGCAAAAACAUUUCAAAGAAGCAGAAAAUAUAUUGGCAACAGCGUUAUUUCAAGCAAAACAAAAAUUACAAUCAAUCAAUAAAGCAAGUAAACAUCCUGUGUCCUCAGAAGAUCUCAUCAAAUAUGCCCACCGAAUAAGUGCUUCAAAUGCAGUAUGUGCACCACUUACAUGGCAACCGGGUGAUGCACGUAGACCUUAUCCUACUGAUAUUGAAAUGCGAAUGGGCUAUUUGGGCAGGUUAAGUGAUCUACCACUUAAUGGUCAUAUAAUGCAACCCCAAGGUCUGGCUGAUAUGGUGCGAUCAAAUAAUCAAAUAGAUCGUCAAGCCUCUCAACAAAAUCAAUUUGCUUGGCAUUCAACUGGUGAUAUGCACAUAGGAGUUAAUAGUGGAGUCAUAGAUACUAGAAAUCAUUCUAAAGAUGUUGCGGAAGAUGUUGAAGUUAUGUCUACAGAUAGUAGCAGUUCUUCGUCCAGUGAUUCUCAAUAGUUAUAAAAAUAAAAAAUAAAUACAAAUUAAAAAAUGGUGAUAGUAUUAUUAUGUUUACGUAUCACAUUUUAAACAUUUUCUAUCAAUCUUAUUUGUACUGACUGAGUUAUACACAAAAAAAAAAAAAAUGAAUAAAAAUAAGAAUUUAUCAAAUAUAAAAAUUAUAAGAUGUAGUUAUAUUAAUUAUAUAAAACAUUGAGGUGCUCAAUGACUCAUGAAUCUGUGACAUUUGGAUUGGUGUAAGUAAACCCAUCAAAUUGAGACUGAUCCAUCGACUGAAGUAUGGUUUUUUCAACAGGUGUCAGUCUCGGUUUCUCUUUUGUAAAGUGCUUAUCAAAAUAAUGAGUGUCCAAAGGAUGAUACUAAGAAGAAGAAAAAACAUUGUAUUACACUUAAGAAAAACAUUGUCAAUUGUCAAAAAUAAUUAUCAUUCAUACUUACAACUCUAGGCAAAUAUGGAGGUUCUAACUCUCGUCUCUCCAGUUUAGACCAGUCCAUUGAACUGAAAAAUGGAUGUCUGAUCACAUCCUCAGCCGAAUGGUUAGCUUCCAAAGACCCCAGUCGUUUAGAAGCAUCUUUAUCUAGUAACUUUAUGUCCAAAUAGUAACGCAAUGAAAUAACAAUUUGAGAACAUUUAAAAUCUAAUCGUGAUGACUUACAGCAACCAGAACAGAUUUAGAAUCGACCGACAGGUAUCUUGGAUACUGAGGUUGUUCGUUGCAUAUAGACCAAAACAGGGCGUCCUCGUCACAACCACUGAAUGGCGAUUUGCCAACCAACAUCUCGUACAGCAGAAUGCCAAAGGACCACCAGUCUACACUUUGAUUGUAUUUCUGGCCUUUGAUUAUCUAUAUAGUAAAUCAACAGUGAGAAUGUGAAUGCAGUUGUGCCCACGACGCAAUAUGUACAAAAAAAUAAUGCUGUUGUCGCAAAUGUCUUACCUCUGGCGCCAUAUAAUCAGGUGUACCGCAAAAUGUAUCCGCUGUCUUAUCCAAGUAUAUCUGAAGUUUGCACAUUCCGAAAUCAGCGAUACGCACGUGACCGUUGAAGUCUAACAAUAUGUUGUCCAGCUUCAAAUCCCUGCGAUUAAAGUAGGAAUUUGAGACCUGACACUAUUUCAGAUGCAUAGAAUCGAGAUCGACCUUCGUCAAACCGUCCAGACUGUUGUAUGUGAAACAUCAAAUCACCGCCGUUCAGAUACUCCAUGACAAAAAACAAAUGAGACUGAAAAUUUUGGAUUUUGUAAUUAUUUUUUUUUCUGUGUAUGGGUUUUAAAUAAAUAUUGAAGUAUAAUAUA